AUAUACUUACAUAGUUUUUUUAUUACUUCUAAAUUUAAUUUGAUAAAAAUGAAAGGUGUAGAAUAUCUUACAUUUUAUUUUAUAUUUAAUUAUUGUGUGUGUAUAUGAAUUGUAAAGUGUCUACUUUAUGUUCUAGAUGUUUUAGAAAAUCAUUAAGAAAGAAAAAGUCAUGGCGCAGAGUUCACACGGUGGGAGUCAUAGACGAAGUCGAGACCAUGAAGGCGCAAUGAGGUAUACCAAUACAGAUUGGGAAGCGAAAGAAGCACUUUACCAGCGGGAACUUGAUGAAGCUCGCGCCAGAGCCACACAGAUGGAGAAAACAAUGAGGUGGUGGUCCGACUGUACUGCUAACUGGAGAGAAAAGUGGACUAAAGUACGCAACGAACGUAAUAAAGCUAGAGAAGAAGUGAAGCAGCUUAAAACUAAAGUAGAGACAUUAUCUAAAGAAUUAAAUGCAACUAAAUUGGAAAAGGGAGAUUUGGAGCAGCAAAUUAAUGGACUGAAGCUAGAUAAUGAAAAAUUGCUAAGUAUUGGUGAGAGUAGAAUUGUAUCUGGUGAUUUAACCACGGAAGAUGGGGUGGAAUUGAGAAAAAAGAAUCCAAGCUUCUCUCCAAAUGAACCUUCAUACAGGCAGAGGGCAUCAUUAGACUCUCACAAAUUUGGCAACAUAGAUAACGUACUUUCAAAUAAGUUAGGCGAAAUGCGUCUUCGAUUAGACGAAACAGUCAAAAGCCUAAAAAGUGAAAAGGAACAAAAAGCUUUCUUGAUUGCCAAAAUAGAAACUUUGACAGCUGAACUCCAUCACGCCAAGAUGGAGAUAGCUCAUGGUGAUAGAACGAUAGGUUCAACAGAUUCUAGUCAUAGUGAAGUGGAAAGGUUGCAAAACGAAUUGCAAGACGAAAUUGCAGCAAAGCAGGUACUAGAAGAGAAAAUAGCUGAACUUAAAAUGGAUAUUGAGAGGCUGAAGUCAGAGAAUACUGUGCAGUGGAGUAAACGAGAGUUGUUGGAAACUGAAAAUAUAGCAAUAUUAAGAGAGAACAAGAAACUGUAUGGCCAAGUUUGUGAAUUGAGGGAGCAAAUUCAUAAACUGAAUAGAAUAUCAGAUGGAAGCAUUUAUGGAGUACCAUUUAAUGAUCACAAUAGAUUAGAUUCAAAUGUAUUAUACAUAAGAAAGACUAGUGUUAGUCCCAGAUCUCAAUCAAGUAAUGGAUCUUCAGAAGCUAAUUUGGCUCAUAUAGAUAUGAAAACAAAUACUUCUGGGGAGGAUGAUGAGUUGGCAAUAGUGGAAAGAAGUGAAAUAUGAAUUUAUAUAUUACACAUACCUGAAUUAAUAUUUUCCACUGCAAUCUCAAGUUUGUCAAAUCUUGUUUUUCUUUGUCAUGUCAAAUUUUUACUAUGUCAAAUGUAAUGUAAUGAAGUAAUUUUCAAAAAGUAUUUACUUCAGAAAUUGUUGGCGUAUAAGUUAGUUAAAUAUUUGAAACAAAUUAAGAAAUUAACAAAGUAGCUGAUCUCAAUAGUCAUUUUAUUGGGUGUUAAAAUGUUUUCGAACAGGAUAACUAAAAAAUAUGACUAUGAUUUAAAGUAUUGGUCCAUAAACAAAGUCUAAAUUAUUUCCGAAAACCUGAAACAUUUGAAUGCGUAAAAGUUUUUUUCCCCCAAUAUCCUAUGUAACAUAAUUGAAUAAAAUUUAUAGUUAUUACUUAUUGAAAAAUAAAUGUGAGUGUCGUAGUAGAAAAGAAUGUAAAAUUUGUUGAAAAUGUGAUAGUCUAGUUUUUGAAUUAGAUAGUAUAGAUUACUGUGGAGUAAAUUUAUUUCAAGUUAAAUAAUAGUCAAAUGUAGAAACCAUUUUGCGUAUGGAUGCAAAAAAAUAUUGAUUAUAGAAGUAAGCCUGGUUUGGAAACCCUGAGAAAAAUAUUAGUGUAAUAAUAUUGAGGAAUCCCUAAGACGACCUCGACUUGAACGGUCAUUGCAGAAUCAAAAGCUAUAGAGAAGAUGCUGAAGUGGAGAGAAAUACAAGACCAACCAGAAUAAUAAGUCCUUCAAUUAAAUUGUUUUUGCUUCGAAUAUGCAUGAAAUUCUAAACUGUUCUGCUCCUUGUACAGGUAUUAAUUUAUUUAUUGCUAAACUUGCCUCUAAUAUGUGUUAGGUAUAUCGCGAGAUUAAUUGUUAAGUAGGAAUAUUAUGUAUUAGGUUCAAAAUAGCUUUCAAUUAGAUUAGUUCGAUCAUGCAAUAAUUUCUCGUCCACUAAUAAGCGAAUCUGUUUCAAUCGCGAUUAAUAUUUGAGCGUUAUUAGGCAUGGAGUCUUGUUUUAAACAACCAAUCUAUGUGGCUAUUUAUGUACACAUCUCAUUUCCGCCGAGAGGAGAAUAUACCCCAUUUUUGUAUAACCCGCGCGCGUUGGUUUUAAAUGGUAAUGUUUUUUUUACCCCCUUAUUCAUAAUAAUAUGAAUAAGGGGGUUAAUCUUUACGAUAAAUUCUCGUGGAUCUAGAUCUAGACUCCGCAAAAUGUGUGAAGGCAUUUCAUUCUGCUUCCUAAUAAGAAAAUGUUUUAUCUGUGCGAAAAAUGUCCAAGUCGCGGUAAGUGCUAGUAGGUUUUGGGUAAGGUCCGAGUAUGAGAGGGGUAAGGGUAUGGAAGGUUUCUGAUGAUUUCUUAUUGCAGUUAUUGUAGUGGAAAACGAGUGCUGGAGAAUGAGGUUUAAUUGAGCUUUAUAUUGGAGCGAUUAUGAUGAAUAUCAAUUGAGGAAUCUGACCUGUUUUUCUGCGAGUUUUUUUGCUUUUCUGUUGACUUAGGAGUUCUGCAUAAUAGAAUCAGUAGAUAUCUACUGUUAUUGUUGGAUGGUUUCUGAAUAACAUUAGGUAUUUAACAGCAAAUUACGAGAAUAACACUUAUAGUACCUACCUAAAUUGUUUUAUAUAACUUCAUAAAACACACAAUCUCUUAACUAUAUUGAACUACUGCUAGCUGUCCUUGUCGCUCGCUUACAAUUCUUAUUUAAUCUCGCUCACACAGUCGGCACUAAGUUGAAUGUCCGAAACUAUAUUUGCCUCGUGACUACUAUAACAGUACUUCAUUUUCCUUCCAGUUUUUGUUCUAUAGGUAUUAAAUGCUCAUUCUACGGGUAUAUGUAAAAUGGCUUAUAGAAUAGAUGCGCGGUAUAGUGUUUUUGAAUUUAUAGUUCUUUUGGCGCGUUAGGGAAAAACUAUCAGAUUUCGAGUGAGAGGUGCCUUUGCACAGGAUGCCGGCUAGAUUAUGGGUACCACAACGGCGUCUAUUUCUGCCGUACCGCCUUGGUAGAGAGGCUUGGGUCUCUCGUAUCUGAAAUAUGAGUUUUAUUAAACAUCCAAUGGACGGUAAUUGAAUUAAAUUUUAAUUUAAACAAGUCUUAAAAUAAUUAUUUGAUAAUAAUAUUUAAUUACACGUUACUUAACUGAAUUAUGCGGUAUAAUAAUAAAUUUUUUCAUUGGUUGUAUUUAAUGAGAAAAGUUUGAUGAACUAAUUCAAAAAUCUCAACUUACAAAGAUAUAUUGUAUAAAAAUAGUUUUUGAACUACCCGCAGUUUUAUAUAUUAAUGUUAGCCUAAAAUUAUAUUUAUCAGAAAUGCCUAAUUUAUCUAUUUUUACAAUGUAAUGUAGGUAUGAAGUGUGAUUAAAUAUUGCCAGAUUUUAAAUAAAACGAAUAAUUGCA
Molecule: messenger RNA, 3685 nt
Organism: Leptidea sinapis
Lineage: Eukaryota; Metazoa; Arthropoda; Insecta; Lepidoptera; Pieridae
Product: coiled-coil domain-containing protein 102A
Exons: 2
Coding region: 170-1303 (377 amino acids)
Source: RefSeq, a predicted model, not a curated record